UUAACUCAUUCGGCCCCAAUCCCGACUGCAGGCGGUCUAAAUAUCGUACAUUGUUUGGCCGAUAACGUCUAGAAACGUAGUGUUUACAAUGCUCUCUCUGGCCGAUCACGUCUACAGAAGGUGCCGACAUAGGGUUGAGAAAAGGCCUCUCAUUGGAUUAAAAUGUCUGAUUUUGUGCAGAACUAUUAUGAUACAACCAAUCAGAAUGGUUGUUUAAAGUCUUUGUCAACUUUUACCUAAUAAAUAUUCAUAACAUUAGAGACAAUGAGAAACGAAAGUAUAGAGUUUCAUUCAAGCGUGGGUUUUGAAAACAAACAUGGCGGAUGUAUUUGACUCGAGCGAUAGUGAUGGCGAAUUUAAGGGAUUUACUGUAGAAGAAUGUACAGAGGCAGAAGAAAGAAAUGUCAGGAGACAACUACAGAUUAUGAGGGAAAUUGAAUCUGAUAUUAGUUUGUCCGAUAUAUCAGACGAUGAGUCAGACUUUGCCAAUAUGUCUGAUGAAUCUGAGGAUGAAGAUGACCAACCGCUAGCUGAAAUCGCGAGGUGGUCGGUAAAUUUACGUCAAAUGAAUAUUAAAGAUUUCACUGGACCAGUCCCAGGCCCAACAACGGUAAUGGACUCUUCUAAAACAGAAAUGGAUUUUUUUCACUUGUUAUUUCCAUCAAAUUAUUAUGAAGAAAUAGCGCAACAGACAAAUGCAUAUGCCGAGAGAGCCAUUGAUGUGAAUCCCAAUCCUGCCUGGUACCCAACAAAUGGAGAAGAAAUAAAAGCAUAUUUGGGGGUCGCAAUUGUCAUGGGUAUUUUACCAGCUCCUGCACAAGAUAUGUAUUGGUGCAAGGACAAGUUAUUCCACCCAUCCUGCAUAGAAGGAAAAUUCUCCAGGACUAGAUUUGAGACAUUACAAAGAUACUUUCAUGUUGCAGACACAACCUCAAAUCCAGCCCGAGAGAAUCCUGCCCAUGAUAAGUUGGCUCACGUCAGACCUUUACUGGAGCUCCUGAGAACAAAUUUCAAACAAGAGUAUCAUCCACACAAAGAAGUUUCCAUAGAUGAGGCGAUGGUAGGAUUCUCAGGAAGACUGGGGUUCAAGCAGUACGUGCCUCUCAAACCUACAAAGAGGGGUAUCAAAGUGUGGGUCAGAGCUGACUCUUUCAAUGGAUAUAUAAAUGACUUCCAGGUUUACACUGGACGUCAUAAUAAUGUUGCAGAGAAGGACCUGGGCUCUCGUGUUGUGUUAGACCUUGCAAGACCAAUAAUAGGACUUGGACACCACAUAUAUUGUGACAGUUUCUUCACAUCCCCAGAUCUGUUCCUACAGCUGUGGCGUGAGGAUACCUAUGCUUGCGGCACAGUGAGGGCCAAUAGGAAAGGCCUUCCAAAGGACAUAGGAACAACCAAGUUGAAGGAGCAAGGAAGAAAUGUUACAAAACAAAAAGGAAGUAUGCGUGUAACUGUUUGGCGAGACAAAAAGAAUAUAACAAUUCUUCAUACAAAUGGUGGUGGUGAAGAUACGUCAGUGAAUAGAAAGCAGAAGGAUGGCUCCACCAAGGAUGUACCCUGUCCUGAGGCUGUGAAAUUGUACAAUCAGUACAUGAAUGGUGUCGAUCAUGCAGAUCAGCUCAGAUCUACUUACCACACAGCGAGGAAAGCCCUAAAAUGGUGGAAAUAUUUAUUUUUCUUUCUAUUCGACGUUGCCAUUGUGAAUUCCUACCUUCUUAUGAGAGAAUCUCCCCAACAUUCCCUAAAAACAAAAACCAACAGAACUAGGCAGAGGACCCAAAUGGAAUUUAGAAUGAAGUUGGCACAUCAGAUGCUUGGAGCAUUUAUGUCCAAGAGAAAGAGACAAUCAGAAGUGCAGAUACCAGCCCAACCGAACCAUACCCAUUGGCCAACUGUGAUGAAGAAAAAAACUUGUAAACAUUGUGCAACUAAAAAAAUUAGAUCAGAACCAGGCUAUGGAUGUGAACAAUGCAAUGUGAACCUAUGUGUGAAGUGUUUCAAGCCAUAUCAUGUGUCAAAAUUCCCUGAAAUGUCCUGAGAUCUUUGACAAUAAACUAAUUUCAAGCAGUAAAUUCUAUUUACAAGGACUUAUUACAAAUAUAAAUAAUUAUUGUUUCCUAUUAAAAUUAUAUCAAUGGAUUGAAAAUUUUGUUUUCUAUGUUGUGUGAAAAUUUCAAAGUGAUCAGUGGAAUAAUUAAGGAGAUACAAAGGUAAAUAUAAAGCAUGUGCAUGUUAUCAACAUCACUUAGCAUCUUUCCCAAAAUCUGUCUGGGGCACAUGCUGAUAACAGCUACUGAGGCACUGUGUAGAUAAGAGUGCUUGGGGCUGAAUGAGUUAAAGGUGUGCUAAUAAUUUUAGCAGAAAAGGAAGA
Messenger RNA from Ostrea edulis (European flat oyster), 2371 nucleotides. RefSeq names its product piggyBac transposable element-derived protein 4-like. NCBI's taxonomy places the organism in Eukaryota, Metazoa, Mollusca, Bivalvia, Ostreida, Ostreidae. The record is from RefSeq and is a predicted model, not a curated record. The transcript has a single exon. The coding region runs from base 317 to 2038 and encodes 573 amino acids.